AGGCGCAGGCCGGCAGGAAGUGCCCACGGGCUCGGGCCGGGCGGAGCGGCUGCCCUCACCCAGACCCUCUGCGGUAGGAGGUCUGGAGCGCGGCGGGGCGUGCGGGCAGGGGCGGCCCUACGAGCCGCCGCUCCGCCUCUAGGCUCCGCUCCCUGGGCUUCGAAUUGAGCCUCGCUGCUCUCCGCGGUGACAUCUGCUCAGAUACAGAGGUUGAUUACAUUCGGGGUCAUGGACUUGCAGAACCAGAAGGGACUUUGGAGAACACUGAUUCAGAGUGUGGCCCUGAGAUUCCCAGCAUCAGCAGCGUUUGGGAGCAUGGAGUCCAUGAGCUGGAAAUAAAAGGCAGAGUGGUGGCUGAGGAGAAAAAAAAAUCUGGACAUAGCCCAGCACCAGCCAAGGAGAGAAACAGGGUGGCCCAGUAGCCAUGGCCCAUUACAAGGCUGAACAGGAUGACUGGCUGGUUGUCUACCUGAAGUAUUUGCUGUUUGUGUUCAACUUCUUCUUCUGGGUGGGGGGCGCCGCCAUCCUGGCCGUGGGCAUCUGGACUCUGGUGGAGAAGAGUGGCUACCUCAGUGUCCUGGCCUCCAGCACCUUCGCCGCCUCCGCCUACAUCCUCAUCUUUGCGGGCGCCCUCGUCAUGGUAACCGGCUUCCUGGGCUUCGGCGCCAUCAUCCGGGAGGACAGGAGCUGCCUCUCCACAUACUUCUGUCUGUUGCUGGUGAUCUUCCUGGUGGAGCUGGUGGCAGGCGCCCUGGCCCACGUGUACUACCAGAGGCUGGGUGACGAGCUGAAGCAGCACCUGACCCGGACUCUGUCGGAGAACUACGGGCAGCCCGGCGCCAUGGAGAUCACCGCCUCUGUGGACCGUCUGCAGCAGGAUUUCAAGUGCUGCGGCAGCAACAGCUCUGCCGACUGGCAGCACAGCGCCUACAUCCUGUCUCGGGAGGGCGAGGGCCGCCGGGUCCCCGACAGCUGCUGCAAGACUGUGGUGGCGCGCUGUGGCCAGAGGGUCCACCCCUCCAACAUCUACAAGGUGGAGGGAGGCUGCAUCACCAAACUGGAACAGUUCCUGGCCAACCACCUCCUGCUCAUGGGGGCGGUAGGCAUCGGGGUGGCCUGCCUGCAGACCUGCGGGAUGGCGCUCACCUGCUGCCUGCACCGGAGGCUCCAGCUGCAUUUUCACUGAUGGCCAGCCAUGCCCCCCCCCCAGCUGCCUCUCGCAAGGACAAGAGCUCAAGUCCCAUCUGCCAGACCUGUGAAGUCAGCAUCAGCUCACCUACAAACUCCCCCAGUGCCUACUGCCUUUGGACCUACUAAAUGUCCAAGACCAUGUCUCCUGUGGUUCCCACCCAACAGGGACCCUUGGCCCCACCCUCCACUCCUGAGCACUCAGCACCAGAGUCCCCAGAGCAGGACACUGUCUCUUCCAGGGACAGCAGCCAGAGCCCCUCACCAGGCAUGAAGCUCCCAUGAACCACAGGAAGGUGAGAAUUGGACUCUCUGCUCCCUCCCAGCUCCUGAACCUACAUCCAAGGGCUAUAACCUUGACCCCUCUGGACCCAGCAUUCAGCAUGCCCCCCACCAGUGCUGCAGCCCUCCUCUCACCUAGGCCCAGGCUUUGUGUGUGUUUCUCUUGCCUCCCAGAAAUGCACCAGGGUAGGGCAGUUAGGGUUAUCUCUGUCCCCAGAAGACCCAGGUCUUUGAUCUGCCCACCCCCAAGUCUUCUUGAGGCAAAGGACUUUCCUGAUGGCCAAGUUCUUUCCUGCAGGGCCUGGGAGCAGAGAGGACAAGGUGCGAGGUGCGGCAGCUGGGGGCUGGGUUCGAGCAGUGGCAGGCCUGAUGGGGCUGCGGGGCAGGGAGCAAGUCGAGGGAGCCAGCGCCACCAGCACAUGCUGCACCAGGCACCUGCGCCGCCACCCAAGGCCUUCCCCAGUAGAGGGGGGAUGCCCUGGGAGACGAGGCCCCAGGCCUCAGCCACCAGUAAUCUGCACCUCCUCCAGAAUUUCCUGUCUGUGGUCUGGUUCCCAAGAAUGCCAGGACUUUAGAACUUCAGCACUUACUGUGGGCGGGUGUGAAAUUCUCUCCUGAUUGGGCCAAAUCACAGACCCUGCGAAGUCAGAGCCACUGACAAAGUGAAGUUUCACGUAGAGGGGUGCCCUGCCCUGCACCUCACUUGUCCUGGGCCCGUGCUCCUAACCAUGAGGCCACCAGCAUGCAGUCUCCAGGGGCCUUGCUCUGCUCCCCAGAGUGAACACAGUCCCUCCCUUCGGUUCUGUCUCGAAUCUCUGAAUGAGGCAGCGAAUCUUCAGGAAAAACUUUCCUGGAUAUUAAGGGAGGACGGAAAGCAAGUCCUAGAAAAUGCAGAGUGUAGGUGCUGGCAGUUUUCCAAAGAAAGGUGUCAACUCCUAAGACAGCCCUAGGGACCCUCUCAGAUGGCUGUGACAAGUGGGCAACUCUGAGGAAAAUCCACACUGGCUUCCACACCUCCCAGGUCCUGCGCUUCCCUCCUGGAGACCCUCUCACAUCCCACCCAUGAGGGGUGGUCCCUUGUUAUGCUGAAACCAAGGCUGAGAAAGGUCACCCCUUGCCCCCACUCAUUCCAGGCCUAGGUCUGAUGAGCUCAACUCUGCUGGGCUGGGUCAGUCCUAGGUGAAGGAUGUUCUGUCUCCCAUGCACAGGUCGCUGCUGUCCCCAGUACAGCCCUCAAUUUUGCAGAAACUGCACACCCUCUGACCAGGGAUGGCCCUGUGCACGGAGGGCAGCUUCCCAGGGCAGAUUGCUUCCCUGCCUUGAGGACCCUCCAGGGGCUGUGGGGACCCUGGCCGGCUUAGAUUCUCCACCUGGAGGGCCUUGGGCAGGCUAACACAAAUCCGUUAGAAGGGAGAUCAGUGGUCCCAGCAAUCCCAGACUUUUGUCCCAGCAGGACAAAAGAAACGGUGGUGCAAUCAUCUUUCCUGCCCUCCUGGGAUUCACGCAGAUAAAUAAAAAUGACAACGACCCCCAAGCUCUUUGCAGGGCCAGACAUCAGAUCGACGACGAGUCUCAGUGAGUGCCGGCUGAGAAAGAGAGCCGUGCUCGCCCUGCCAAGGGGCCCCAGGGAGGCAACAAUGAGAGGCAGGGGCUGUGGCCCUAUCACAUGUCUGCCCCUGACUGGGUCCCUUCCUUCUUUACUGAGGUCACCCAGGCCUGUGGAGAUGGGGAUGGGGGCGAUGGGUGGGUGUUAGUUGCACAGCUUUGUCACCAGGGAGACCAGGAGAGUCCAGUUUUCUGCCCCAACCUCCUGCACUGCAGGGCCGGCCUGGCAGGGGGCAGGCUGAGCUGUGGUUCCUGGGCAGCAUCUUGUCCAGAGUGCUACUGGAGGAUGGAGGGCUGGUCCAAGCAGAGAGAGGGAGAGAACAGCCCAGAACUUUUUGGAACUCUGUCCUCCUUGUUCAUGCCGACAGCCUGGGAAAUGAAGCAAGGUUAAAGGAAAUAGAAGCUUGGGAUAGGGCGAGUUCCUGAGGGGCAUGCCAAAGGCUCACGUCCAGAGCUGGGGUGCUGUCCCCUGCAGGGGGCGCUGGUCCUGCCUGUGAGCACACAGAUCUGGGCCCAGGAUGGCUCCUCCCAGGUUCCUUCCUGCUUGUAGGCUGUCACAGCCCUGAGCUCCUUGGUGAGAGAGAAGGGCAAGCUCGCUGAAAGCUAACACACUCCCGUGUGGGCCCAAGGCCCCAGCACACCAGGGCCCAGAAAGGAAGCCAGAAUUUUGCAGAGAGAGAGAUCCGGCCACAGCAGGUGCUGGCAUAUCAACCAGCUGAGGUCACCACAUGUUCUCCCUGAACUCACCAAGCUGCCCUUCCCUCCCUCCACUCACAGGGCAGCCACCCUGAGAGGGAGAGGGGGUGGUGCAUCCCCCGACUCCCUGGAUGACAUAUGUCUGGGGACACAGGAGUGUAACUUGGCCUUUGGUGAGGGGACCACCCUUCUCUUUCUCCCUUCCCCCUCCCCAGCUCCAGGAGCUCCUGAGAGGCACAGCCAUAUGGGGGCAGUGCCCAGGACCCUGUGUUUACUGAAGGCUUACUGUGAGCUUAGAAUAUGUCCAUCACAGACAUACAUCAUCCCGUAGUGAUUGGGAUAAUGGAAUAUGUUCCCCAUUCUACCAAUGAGAAAAUUAUGGCUCGCAGAAGUUGAGAGACUUGCUUGCCAGUCAGUGUGGUGACUGUUGUCAUGCCGCCCCUCCCCUCAGUGCCCCUCAGUGUUUCAUUAGACAAAUGAAAAGGGAACCAACCGUAAGAGAAAAUAUAUUUGCCAAUUAUACCUUGGACAAGGGUUUGAUCUCCAAAAUAGGUAAAGAACUCACAGGACUCCUCUCC
This is a messenger RNA of Phyllostomus hastatus (greater spear-nosed bat), 4349 nucleotides long. It is a transcript of the gene TSPAN11, whose product is annotated as tetraspanin 11. NCBI's taxonomy places the organism in Eukaryota, Metazoa, Chordata, Mammalia, Chiroptera, Phyllostomidae. The transcript is spliced from 10 exons. The coding region runs from base 425 to 1186 and encodes 253 amino acids. The record is from RefSeq and is a predicted model, not a curated record. Gene Ontology annotation, cellular component: membrane.